Messenger RNA from Staurois parvus, 825 nucleotides. NCBI's taxonomy places the organism in Eukaryota, Metazoa, Chordata, Amphibia, Anura, Ranidae. The record is from the annotation of a GenBank genome assembly.
UGGCUCGACAGCGGGCAUCGGGUCCUUAAAGUACCGGAUCGUCUGGAUCGACAGCGGGGCACCGGGUCAUCUGGCGCUGGAUCGUCUGGCUUGACAGCGGGCAUCGGGUCACCAGGCAUGAUAGCGGGCACUGGGUCAUCAGGUAUUGGAUCGUCUGGCUCGACAGCGGGCAUCGGGUCACCAGGCAUUGGUUCAUCUGGCUCGACAGCAGGCAUCGGGUCACCAGGUAUGACCGCGGGCACUGGGUCAUCAGGCAUCGGAUCGUCUGGCUCGACAGCGGGCAUCGGGUCACCAGGCAUGACAGUGGGCACCGGGUCAUCAGGUACCGGAUCGUCUGGCUCGACAGCGGGCACUGGGUCAUCAGGCGUGAUAGGAUCAUCAGGCUGGAUCAGUUCAUCAGGCUGGGUACAGGCUGGGUACAGACAUCAGGCUGGGUACAGACAUCAGGCUGAAGUGCGGGUGCCGAGGCACCAGGCUGAACCACGGAAGGCAGGUUCUCAGACGGCAGGCUCACCGGUUUGGAUACUGGCAGGAUGGGUUAAAGAAAGGAUAGGUGCAGCGAGUGGGAGCAGAGGACUGGUAUGUGGUAGUUUAGAGUAUACUGGGCAGUCACUGGGGGUGCUGUCGGGGAAGCAGGAAGAGUGCCUUGAGUGGAGGAAUGAUGUUGUAAGCUGACUGAGGCUGGGUGCAACAAGUCUGACCAUGUCUGCAGUAUGGGUUGAACGAAGCUCAGUUUACACAAAGCCUGUCUGGUCAAUGACUGCACUGCGUUUAUACAAUCUCUUAAUACCUGUGGUGAACAUGCAGAAUAACGCUCCAGAAAGU